Choloepus didactylus (southern two-toed sloth) is the source of this 1798-nucleotide messenger RNA. It is a transcript of the gene CLDN4, whose product is annotated as claudin 4. Gene Ontology annotation, molecular function: structural molecule activity. Gene Ontology annotation, biological process: bicellular tight junction assembly; cell adhesion. Bases 197 to 826 code for a protein of 209 amino acids. NCBI's taxonomy places the organism in Eukaryota, Metazoa, Chordata, Mammalia, Pilosa, Megalonychidae. Gene Ontology annotation, cellular component: bicellular tight junction; plasma membrane. The transcript has a single exon. The record is from RefSeq and is a predicted model, not a curated record.
GCUCCAGCCUGUCGCCGGAGAGUGCGCGCUGUGGCAGCUGUCAGCAGGAAGGAACUGGUCUGGUUACUCUGGGCUCCCCGACUGGCUUUGUCUCCAGACUCCCAGCAACAGGCCUCCCUUCCAGGAGUUGGUGUCUGUCCUCUGCGCUUGGAGCUCCAGCACCGUCUGGGUCCUCAACCCCAGCAGACGCCGCGCCAUGGCCUCCAUGGGGCUGCAGGUGAUGGGCAUCGCCCUGGCCGUGCUGGGCUGGCUGGGUGCCAUCCUGUCCUGCGCACUGCCCAUGUGGCGCGUGACAGCCUUCAUCGGCAGCAACAUCGUCACGUCGCAGACCAUCUGGGAGGGCCUGUGGAUGAACUGCGUGGUGCAGAGCACGGGGCAGAUGCAGUGUAAGGUGUACGACUCGCUGCUGGCGCUGCCGCAGGACCUGCAGGCGGCCCGCGCGCUCACUGUCGUGUGCAUCAUCGUGGCCGCCCUGGGCGUGUUGAUGUCCGUGGUGGGGGGCAAGUGCACCAACUGCGUGGACGACGAGAGCUCCAAGGCCAAGAUCAUGAUUGUGGCGGGCGUGGUGUUCCUGCUGGCCGGCCUGCUGGUGAUGAUCCCCGUGUCCUGGACGGCCAACAACGUCAUCCGCGACUUCUACAACCCACUGGUGGCCUCGGGCCAGAAGCGCGAGAUGGGUGCCUCGCUCUACAUCGGCUGGGCAGCGUCUGGCCUGCUGCUGCUUGGGGGGGCCCUGCUCUGCUGCAACUGCCCCCCGCGUGCCGACAAGCCCUACUCCGCCAAGUACUCGGCUGCCCGCUCCGUGCCCGCCAGCAACUACGUGUAAGAUGCCCCGUCAGCUUUGUUUCUUCUCCCUGGACCGAGCUCUGCAGCCUGUGACCCCAGGAGGGCCCCCCCGUCACACGGCUGGGCAAGCAGGGACUGAGCCUGGCCGCUGGCUGGCAGCCCCCAGUGCCUUCUGGCUGUCUCCGACACCCUCCCAAGGCCUCUUCUAUACCAGCAAGGAUGGAAGGAAGGAGACCCCUGGGCCACCCUCCUCGGAACGGUCCAUGGAUACAGGCGAGGGGGCGGAAGCAACAGGGGGCGGCGGCGGUGGGGGUGGGGAGCUGGCUCCUGCUGGCCCGGACAGCUCAGCCCUGACCUUGGGCUCUGCCUCUGAGCACGCCAGCCGGUGGCCCCUCCAGGCCCGUGUUGGCGCCGUGCCCUUCUUUGAUCUUCCCCACUCCCCCUGCCUGCGUCUCCUGUGACUCUUUCCGGCUCCUUCUCCUGCUGCUGCCUCUCAGUUCCAGGGUGACCUCCGGCCCUGCCUGCAUUGGCGAGGGGGUGCCCGCUGAGUGCUCAGGUUGUGCUUUGCCCACAGAGACCUGCGGCCCCCAGACUGGCGGGGGCCUCGUCCAUCCACCUGCCCAUAGGCAGAGUGGGCAGAGUGGCUUUGGGAGAGGAGGGUUGAAAGUGCUACAAACUGGUUUGGGUGGUGGGGGGGGAGGGGACUGUGGGGACAGGCUACUCCCUCACUUUGCGCCCCCACUCUGAUGCCUCAGGACUCUCUCCCCAUCGCCAGCCUCAGCAGAGGGGGCCCCAGACCCCUCGAGUCUGACAACCUUCAAAUCCUCCGCCCUGGCCGAGGGCACUGGCCGGCCUGGAGAGGGCAGAGGGUCCGGCCCUUCUCCGACCCUCCGCCCAGGAAGUCCUGGGACUUUCCCUUGCCUCCUGGGUGGUUUCUGUUUUGUAAUGUAAGAGGACCUAUUCAUCACUGUAAUUAUUAUUGUUUUCUACAAUAAAUGGGACCUGAACACAG